Molecule: messenger RNA, 2073 nt
Organism: Gamsiella multidivaricata
Lineage: Eukaryota; Fungi; Mortierellomycota; Mortierellomycetes; Mortierellales; Mortierellaceae
Exons: 2
Coding region: 1-2073 (690 amino acids)
Source: RefSeq, a predicted model, not a curated record
AUGGUUGGAGCCCACAUAUCAGGAGCCAGCUCUCGACCAGGAGUUGACGCGGAGACCAACGUUGCAUCUUUAAUGGACAAUAUCCCAUCUAUCGGACACCACCUCGAUCAUGGAGAUGGACUUGAGCGAACCACGUCUCAAAUGUCCGCAGAUGUAUCCGUCCGCAGCCAUACAUCUAGCCUCCAGGAUCAACUAGCAAGCCCCACAGUUGUCAAGGACAUCACCUUCUGGGGCGGCCUGUGUCUUUUGAUUUGCAACACAACAGGACCUGGGGCGGUGACUCUGCCCCUGGUCGCUCAGAGUGCUGGCUGGAUGCCGACCAUUAUUGGAUUUGUGCUUGUGGGUCUGCUCAGUUAUCUGAGCAGUCUUUUCAUCUGCGAGGCCAUGACAGAGGUCCCGGGCAAUGACCAUUUUCAGGCCAAUGUCGAGUUCUCUAACUUGGUGCUCUGCUUCUUUGGCCGGCGAUAUCAAGUAUUUGUCCAGAUCAUCUGCUUCCUCGCCAUGCAGACCACGAACAUUGCAUCUAUAGCGAUCUGUUCCCAGCUCUUUGACAACCUUCUGAUCAGGAUCUUUCAUCGAACAUGCGGGAUCCAGGUCUAUCCAAGUGUAGCUCUUGUCUGUGUCUCCGAACAGUUACCCUCAGCCAGCCCCUUCUCCGGUGUAUUGAUCAUGAGCACAGGUGCACUGGUGGCGCUUAUCAUGAUUGUGCCAUUGUGUCUCAUGAACCUCAGCGAGAAUAUCUGGCUUCAGAUUGGGUCCUGCAUCUUGAUCCUUCUGAUCUCUCUCCAGUGGACGGUGACAUUUUUCAUCCACGGAUUGGAGCCUGCACGCGUGCCCGCAAUCGGCUCGGAUAUGUCACAGACCUUUGGAUCGAUCCUAUUCAACUACGCCUCUGUCACGGCGGUCCCCUCGUUGGCCAAUGCCAAAAAGGCCAACGUGUCGAUCCAUAAGACCGUGGGAUCGAGCAUGAGUAUCAUGACGGUCCUCUAUCUGACGGUAUCCAUCCUUGGAGGCAUGGCCUUUGAGAUCCCUGCCGAUUCGACGAUGAUCCAGGCCAUUAGUGCAUCGCCCGAUGUCACGACUCUGUCACAAAUUGCCGGAUAUACGUUUCCGAUCGCGGCGCUCAUCACCUCGAUCCCGGUCAACAUCAUCGUGCUACGGUACAACUUGAUCCAGUCUGGGACUUGCAACAAAGGCUGGUCGAAUGUCUUGGCAGGAGCGCUGCCUUGGUUGGUUGCGCUUCCCUGCAUGACAGGAUCAGGGCUGACGAAUGCGGUAGGCUGGAGUUCAUUGUUCUUUGUUUCGGCAGCCAACUUUGUGAUCCCCUUUGUACUUUAUAUAUAUUCGAAGAAGUACAAGGAGAAGUUGAGGCAGAUGUCAAAGGUCGAGCGUAUGCAGGAGGAGCUUUUGAGUAGUGAAGCGAGGAUGAAGACUGUUAUGGACAGGAACGAGGUAUCCUCAGAGACGAGCGAUUCUGGCUGGAAACGACUGAUGCUCUGGUCUAGGGAUACGGCAGCAGCAGCUCACCCGGGAGUGCAGGACAAGGCCUGCCACCAGGAUCUACAGCAGGGUCUAGAGGAGAAAUCUCAGGGGUGGAUCGAUACUUAUGGACAGGAGCAAGAUGUCAGCGACGCUGAAACUCUGUCCAAGACGGAUCAUGUGGAUGGCGUGGGCUUUGCAUCCAAGGAUCUCUCAUCGCAGACUGCCCACGGCGAGUCCUCUGCUCUAUACCAUCAAUCCGUCGCCCGAUCCCAUGGGGUCCAUAUCGAGGCCAUUGCACCACCGUUCUUGGGCGGCAACAAUUACACGAUCCCAGGAUUUGGCAUUUGUCUUGCGAGACCGUCCUCGAAUCUUGAUGUGGACAUUCAGCACCUGCGAUCGGACGGCGAAGAGACUCUCCAGCAAGGAACAGGGUUGAUGGAACCAGAGGAUCGGCUGCCACAGCACUGUGGCGAACUCGACACGAUCUGGAGCAUGCGAGCUCUGCCAAAGUGGGCCCCUGUCUCGGGAAUUACGGUUGCGCAUUGCGCGUUGGCGGUGUUGCUGAUCGGCAUCAGCGCGACUAUCAUGUAA